Ailuropoda melanoleuca (giant panda) is the source of this 1943-nucleotide messenger RNA. It is a transcript of the gene GTF2H3, whose product is annotated as general transcription factor IIH subunit 3. Gene Ontology annotation, cellular component: transcription factor TFIIH core complex; transcription factor TFIIH holo complex. The transcript is spliced from 13 exons. The record is from RefSeq and is a predicted model, not a curated record. Lineage: Eukaryota; Metazoa; Chordata; Mammalia; Carnivora; Ursidae. The coding region runs from base 115 to 1044 and encodes 309 amino acids. Gene Ontology annotation, biological process: regulation of DNA-templated transcription; nucleotide-excision repair.
GGCCUGGGCCAAGCCGCCUGUGGGUCACUCGGCAGCGCCGGAAGUCGGGGCGCGCAGGAUCCGGGAGGAGCCCUUGACCGCUUGCUGCCUGUGCGUCGGGGGAUCCUGGCAGCCAUGGUGUCAGACGAAGAUGAAUUGAAUCUUCUAGUUAUUGUAGUUGAUACCAACCCAAUUUGGUGGGGAAAGCAAGCAUUAAAGGAAUCUCAGUUUACUUUAUCAAAAUGCAUAGAUGCCGUGAUGGUGCUGGGAAAUUCUCAUUUGUUCAUGAAUCGUUCCAACAAACUCGCUGUGAUAGCAAGUCACAUUCAAGAAAGUCGAUUCUUAUAUCCUGGAAAGAAUGGCAGACUUGGAGACUUUUUUGGAGACCCUGGCAACCCUUCUUCUGAAUUCAGCCCCUCAGGGAGCAAGGAUGGGAAAUAUGAGUUGUUCACAGCAGCGAACGAAAUUAUCGCUGAAGAGAUUAAGGAUCUCAUGACCAAGAGUGAGAUAAAGGGUCAACAUACAGAAACACUGCUGGCAGGAUCCCUCGCCAAAGCUCUUUGCUACAUUCAUAGAAUGAACAAGGAGGUUAAAGAUAAUCAGGAAAUGAAAUCAAGGAUUUUGGUGAUUAAGGCUGCAGAGGACAGCGCGCUGCAGUAUAUGAACCUCAUGAAUGUCAUCUUCGCGGCACAGAAGCAGAAUAUUUUGAUCGAUGCCUGUGUUUUAGACUCGGAUUCAGGACUCCUCCAGCAGGCUUGUGACAUCACGGGGGGACUGUACUUGAAGGUGCCUCAGAUGCCUUCCCUUCUGCAGUAUUUACUGUGGGUUUUUCUUCCUGAUCAAGAUCAAAGAUCUCAGCUAAUCCUCCCACCCCCAAUUCAUGUGGACUACCGGGCAGCUUGCUUCUGUCAUCGAAAUCUCAUUGAAAUUGGCUAUGUCUGUUCUGUGUGCUUGUCAAUAUUCUGCAAUUUCAGUCCUAUCUGCACGACGUGCGAGACAGCCUUUAAGAUUUCUCUGCCUCCUGUGCUGAAGGCCAAGAAAAAGAAACUGAAAGUGUCCAUGUGAUCAUAAGACACCGCCCCCCCAAUCUUUCAGAGCCUAUUAAUAGAAAUUGUAUGGCGGAAUCUACGUUAGGAGGCCCUGAAAAAAUACAGCGUGUGUGGGAUAAUUUUGAAUGACGUUUCUUACAGAAAAGAUUUCUAGGCCAUUACCCUCAUGCUGUUUUUGGGGGACUGCUUUAUUUGAGGGAGUCAUUCUAUGCAAUCUUCUCUGACUGGUUUUUGUCCACAAAGGGAGAAGAAAGCACACAUUAGUUAGUGACUUUUUUUUUCUUCUUCUUCUUUUUUUUUUAAUGAGGUGAUCAUUGUCAGCCUGGCAUGACUGAUGGCAGGCCUUAGACUCUGUGACCCGAGUCUGGGUUCUGCCUGUGAAAUGUAUGACCAGUGAAAUCUGAGCACAGUUUUAGAAAAAGCGACCAUGCAGUAAUGGCAUUAAUCAAGACAGACCGUCUUCCUUGCAUCAACAGCUGACUUUGACGAUAGUCACGUAAAUAAAAUCCUUAUUGUCUAAGUUGAGAUUUAGCUUCAGAUACUAGCAGGUAGUUUUGCUUUUGUCUGACAUCACUGCGUGUCUGGACACAGUCAUCCACAUAAUAAUUGUUUGUCACUGAGUAAGUACAAAGUCUGAGCUUGAGAGUGUGGAGAAGGGGGUACGGUACUCUGGCAGCGACUUUCUCUUCAGAGAUAGUAGCGUGAAGAGCUUAUCUGUGAAAACUGGGUCUAGGUUUGGAGGGGGAAUUUCUUGGUGGAGAAUGGAUUCUUUCUGGUUCAGCAUUGUCCCCCAGAUAGAAUUCUUUUGUAAUGAGAAAAAAAAAGCAUUAAUGUUGGAGAACUGUUCUCUAGAAGCUUUGGAUUUACUACUGACAAGUGCGACAGGUCCAAAAUAAAAAGUAUUUUUAAUUUCAA